AUUUCGCUUUUGGCUAUUCGACAUUGAAAUCCCUCACUGUCGGCAAGUGGAAACGCUUUCACGAGGCAAACAGUCUUACAGAGGUAGAUACGUCCCAAACGAAGCCAUCAGCAUGAAUCGCUUCAUCCUACUGCUCUUACUCGGGGCUUUUGUCGCAGCAAUCUUUGGAGACGGUCCCAAGCUGUCAGAAUCUACGGCGAUAGAUAGCGACAUCGAAGCCAAGGGCGACUUUUCCGUAGCCGAUAAUGGACCUAAAUUGUGGGUGUGCCAGGGAAAUGUAACGAACACUUUGAAAAACGUCUGCACUCAUACUGGAAGACCACAUUCAGACACAAGAGAUGAUGUACAAGAAGAAAACAAUCCAGAGUUCCUAGAUGAGGCCGAUGCCAACUUUUUCCUGAGGCAGCAAAAUUCCAAGCAGAUCUCCGAGGAAUGUUGCCAUGAGGGAUGUUACUGGGAGGAGGUUUUGGAGUAUUGCUAGAGAUUACGGCGUGGAAACGGGCUGGCCUUAUCAGGCCUCCAGCCCCGUCUAUAAUCUUCAAUGACGUCGAAUGUUUACUGAGCACCAUGUACUUUAUUUCCAUUUUGUCCUGGUUACGGUACUUUCUGUCGCCUUCAUUUA
Messenger RNA from Acanthaster planci (crown-of-thorns starfish), 622 nucleotides. RefSeq lists its product as uncharacterized. Gene Ontology annotation, cellular component: extracellular region. Gene Ontology annotation, molecular function: hormone activity. NCBI's taxonomy places the organism in Eukaryota, Metazoa, Echinodermata, Asteroidea, Valvatida, Acanthasteridae. The record is from RefSeq and is a predicted model, not a curated record.